Messenger RNA from Musa acuminata subsp. malaccensis (wild Malaysian banana), 2245 nucleotides. RefSeq names its product silicon efflux transporter LSI2. Gene Ontology annotation, cellular component: membrane. The record is from RefSeq and is a predicted model, not a curated record. NCBI's taxonomy places the organism in Eukaryota, Viridiplantae, Streptophyta, Magnoliopsida, Zingiberales, Musaceae. Gene Ontology annotation, biological process: transmembrane transport.
ACUUGCAAUAUCAAUUCAUGUGCCGUGGCCUCACAUUCUUCCUCCUCUAUGUGGCGCCUUUUGCAUCGUCUUGCAUGCUGCAACAGCAGGUGGCCCCUCUUCCUAAUGCUUGCUGUGGAUUUCGACCAUUGCUACUCGAUUCAGUUGAGAAGACGGACAUCCGAUCAGCAAGCAGAGCCGUUCUAGUGCUUUGGUCAUCAUGGAGUGAUUAGAAUCCGCUUUCUUUUACAAGAUUUCCUUUUCGGUAGCUUUGGGCGAUCGAAAUCGUAAUCAUGGGUGGCUUGAACUCCAUGGGUUGCUGUUGACUGCUUGAUCCUUGUCUUCCAUCUACUUCCCUUGUUGAAAGAUGGCCAUGGCAGCUCCGGUGAAGGUGGUUCUCGGCUCCAUUGCCUUCGGCAUAUUCUGGGUUUUAGCCGUCUUCCCUGCGGUUCCCUUCCUCCCGAUCGGGAGAACCGCAGGCUCCCUCCUCGGCGCCAUGCUCAUGGUGAUCUUCCGCGUCAUACCGCCGGAGGAAGCCUACGACGCGAUCGACCUCCCCAUCCUCGGCCUCCUCUUCGGGACCAUGGUCGUCAGCGUCUUCCUGGAGAAGGCCGACAUGUUCAAGUACCUGGGCAAGUUGCUCUCCUGGAAGAGCCGGGGCGGCAAGGACUUGCUCGUCCGCAUCUGCCUCGUCUCCGCCGUCUCCAGCGCUCUCUUCACAAACGACACCUGCUGCGUCGUCCUCACGGAGUUCAUACUGAAGCUCGCGAGGCAGAACAACCUGCCGCCGCAGCCUUUUCUUCUGGCCCUCGCCUCCAGCUCCAACAUCGGAUCUGCGGCCACUCCGAUCGGCAACCCGCAAAACCUGGUCAUCGCGGUGCAAAGCGGGAUUUCCUUUGAGAAGUUCUUGGCGGGGCUGUUCCCCGCGGUGCUUCUUGGGGGCCUUCUGAAUGCGGCCAUCCUCCUCUGCUACUUCUGGAAACUACUGUCGGUCGAGAAGGAUGAGGAGGUGGCUUCCGCGGUCGGGGAGGUGGUGGCUGAGGACGACAUGACCUUGCACCGGUUCUCGCCGGCUACCAUGUCGCACGUUGCUUCUUUGAACUCCCAGGAAUUUGGUUCUUCCCUUGAGGCAUUCUUCCGGAGCCCAUCCUUGUCGGGGGAGUUCGCCCAUAUCAGUAGCAUAAGGAGCAGGGGCAACAGCAUCGACAUCGAUGUGCAGAACGCAUCAAAUGUUGGAAUCGAGUCAAUGAGGGCCUCGGCCGCAUCUCGAGACGCAGCAGAGGGUGCUGGAAUCGCUCACAGAGAGGAAGGUGUAUCAUCGAGGAGGGUUUCCAGGACCUACAGCAGCCAAAGAUGCGUCUCGAGAGAAGAGGCUUCUCUCCAAGCCGCGGACUCCAAGGAAAGCUCCAUGGAGAUGUGGAAGAGCAGGAUGUGGAAGGCCUGCGUCUAUCUUGUAACUAUCGGGAUGCUCAUCUCUCUUCUGAUGGGGCUAAACAUGUCGUGGACUGCAAUCACUGCGGCUCUUGCUCUGGUCGUGCUGGAUUUCAAGGAUGCUUGCCCUUGCCUGGAGAAGGUUUCAUACUCCCUCUUAAUCUUCUUCUGUGGGAUGUUCAUAACCGUGGAUGGCUUCAACAAAACCGGCAUACCGAGUGCUUUGUGGGAGUUCGUGGAACCAUAUGCUCGCAUCGACAGUGCUAGUGGGAUCACACUUCUCUCUCUGGUGAUUCUUGUGCUCUCAAAUGUUGCUUCCAAUGUCCCUACAGUUCUGCUGCUGGGCGGAAGAAUUGCCGCAUCUGCGGCACUUAUAUCACCCGCUGAGGAGAUGCGGGCAUGGCUCAUACUUGCAUGGGUCAGCACGGUGGCCGGCAACCUCUCCUUGUUGGGCUCUGCGGCGAACCUUAUAGUGUGUGAGCAAGCUCGGCGAGUUCAGUACUUCGCUUACAACCUCUCCUUCCUCGGCCAUCUCCGCUUCGGUGUCCCCUCAACCCUUCUCGUCGCGGGGAUUGGUUUGUUCUUGGUCAGGAGUUACUAAAUUAGUCUCGACCAGAGUAGAUAGAUUCUUCAUGACUUCGGUGAAAUUGGAUCAAAUCUCAUAAGUAGUAGGCAUCAUUAUUGUGAAGGGAAAUAAUUACGGUGCCAUCUGGUUAUGAUGUGUAAAAGUAAUUUGCUUGGUUUUGGUAGAACGAAUAGCAGAUAAUGAAGAUGGAAAUCUGAUUAUUUCUGUAAUUUUAUUAUGUUUCAAUAAUUUAUGGUAAUUUGAAUUUUA